UUGUAACCAUCAUCACCUACCUUGCAAAACAACAAAAAUAAUCCAUCAUGAAUUUCUUGGCUGGCGGUGUAAUGCCGGGUGCCAACCCAUCUUUGAUGUCAACUAAUCGAAAUAUGUAUCAAUCAGGUGGAUCCGGAUUUUGGGGAGGCAAUAACGGCUUUUGGGGUACAAGUGAUGGAGGUUGGUUCGUGCCUUCCAACGGUGGAAUCAUACAAGCCGGUAUGGGAUCCAAUGCAGGUUUCGGAAAUGGAUAUGCUCCAAUGGGCUACGAAGAUUUGAUGCCAAGAGCUGAACCUUUGGGCAUCUACAAGACAUAUGCACAACAUUCUGAUGAAGUCGUUCUCACAAUGAGAGAUCCAUCCACUUCAAAACAUCGUGAUCAUUUCACAGUCGUUGAUAAUGCAACCGGACAAACACUCUUCACCGUAAAGAAUCAAAUGUACAGCGUUGCCGAUAAGAAAAACGUUUUUGACUUCCAAGGCAAUUUCCUCUUCCAGAUCCGAAGAAAAGGUUUGCCAUUCUUACGUGAUGCCUAUAUCGGAGUUGAUCCGAUGACGCAACGUACAAUCUUUACUUGCAGUGGACGUGAUGGACCAGCAGGUGGCUUAGGCAUUCAAUUCCUCAACACGGCCGGAGCAGGUGAACAAACAAAGAUGACCUUAGGAGCAGAUAUGUACGCGGCUGCUUCUCGUUUAACAGAUUCCCACGGUCAAACGAUUGCCCGUAUUAAUCGUGAUGUUGCAACGAUGUACAAAUACCCAUUCAACACCCACGACUAUACGCUUUCGGUUACUGGACACGUUGAUACAGCUUUGAUGGUUGCUAUCUGUAUUUGUAUUGAUGAACGUAUGUCUCGCGUUCCAGGCCUGCACAGAUAGAAUCGGCUCAGCUAUCGUUUCGUUUGUAUCAUUCCCAAAUUCUUCGUCUUCAUCGUCUUUUUGUUUUACUAUUCCUUUUUCAGCUCUCUAUUACUGUAUCCUGUCUUAUCAUAUCGUAUCUAUUUCUCUUUGUCUAAUUGCU
Meira miltonrushii is the source of this 1020-nucleotide messenger RNA. RefSeq lists its product as uncharacterized. Lineage: Eukaryota; Fungi; Basidiomycota; Exobasidiomycetes; Exobasidiales; Brachybasidiaceae. The coding region runs from base 48 to 878 and encodes 276 amino acids. The transcript has a single exon. The record is from RefSeq and is a predicted model, not a curated record.